CUUCUCGAGCACUGUAGAGAUUUGGAAGCUCAUCAUCGCCUACGAUUCUUGGCCAUAAACCCUAAACUGGAUUAUUUUUCUUGAACAUUGAUAACCGAAAGCAAUUGAGAUGGUGCUGGGCGAUGGAGACGAAACCCCCUCAAGGUUUUUGAUUUGUGUUCGAAAGGUAUGAAUUGUUGAGCAUGGUGAAGAAAAACUCCAAGUUAAUUGGGCAAACGGUAAUUGAGGAUAAAGAUCAAGAUACUUCUGAUGUUGAAAUGGAUAUGAGGUUUUGGCACGAUGUUUUUGAUUUGUAUUUCGUCCGUGGCAUGGAGUCAAGGGGACGUCAAGAUGAUGAUCUUGUUUUCUUUGUCAGAAAAUUGGGUUCCCAUGGUUCUGGUUCCAACAAUAAAACAGAGAUCGUCGAGCCUUAUUUUGUACGCAGGUGGGCACCUAAGUUGCAAGACUUAGUUGAUGAAACUUCUAUAGAUGUGGACUGGAGGCGAUCAUUUUACUUGAAUUUAAUUGCCCAUACAUCAUUCAGUGUAACUGUGGCAAUUUGCAGUCACCAGGAUCUUCUUAAUCAUCGAACUGGGGAGGAUACACCUUUGUCCCCUAUAUACAAGGUCAAAAAUGAAUUUUCAAAUCUUGUGAUAUACGUCAAUAUAAGGUUCAGAGAAAACGGAAGAUUUAUCAACCCUAAGUCCCGUUUUGAUGGUUUGGCAUGUAUUGGAUCCGUCGUUUCUUUUAUGAAGAUUGUGAAGACUGUUUAUGCAUCCCCAAGUCGUGUAAAUUUUCAAUUGGACUCUAAAAAGGAAGUGGAAACGACUCCUGCUUAUCCAGAUAUAUGUUUUGCAAUUGAUGAUUUUGACUCUACUUUUGAUGCUGUGGUUUUGACCGAAAAAGAUCAUUGCUAUUGUGUAGUUCUGAAUGCACAUGAUGGGGCAGCAUUUCCAAGUGAGAAGGUGUCAAAUGAUUGUAGUAAUAGCUCCAAUUUGGAAGUCCAUACUAGAUCCACAAAGAAAAAGGAUACAAAGCUUACCCUUUUCUCAGGAUUUGUCAGCUAUCAAAUGGUUCGAGAUGCUUAUGAUGCAGGUGGCAGGUCCCGAUUUGGGAGCCUUUUAUCAGUGGGCCAUUCCUCUGGCAAAACAGAUAGGAUCUACAUGAAAGGUCCUGGAGGCCGAGGAGAAGUUGAAGUAGCUGUUUCUGGUGUUGCAGAUCAAAGCCACGAGGAUUCAGGCCCAUUUUCUCCAGUUAUAUCAAAGAAAGGGUUCGGGCUUGGCGUAAUUGUCCGCAGAGCAGCUUCCGCCGCAUCAGUAGCAGCAAGGCAUGCUUAUGCAGCGGCCUCUACCUCUAGCUCAAAUUUUGAUGAUUUGGUACCUUUGAAGUGCAGCUUAAUGUCCAUAUCAUUGCCCUGGGAAUGUAUUGCGUAUGAUCUUCUGUUUAAGGGAGCUCCUGCCGUUAACAUGUGAUCAUCAGUUGUUUCUGUGGGCGCAAAGAAAAUCCAGAAGGGGAUAUAUGCAAGCAUACUCAGAAAUGUGCAUAUUUGGGGUUGGGUUGAGCAUCUCUUGGUAAUUUGUUGCAUCUGGUUAUACACAUCUAUGUUAGUUGGUGUAUGUUGGAGUAUUGUAAUUUUUAUAUUUUCAAUUACUAGGGUAGGUUCUUCUCGACUAAUGCAUUCUUUUAAUUAUUUUAAAAGUUACUUAUA
This is a messenger RNA of Vigna radiata var. radiata (mung bean), 1687 nucleotides long. RefSeq lists its product as uncharacterized. NCBI's taxonomy places the organism in Eukaryota, Viridiplantae, Streptophyta, Magnoliopsida, Fabales, Fabaceae. The transcript is spliced from 13 exons. The record is from RefSeq and is a predicted model, not a curated record. The coding region runs from base 183 to 1451 and encodes 422 amino acids.